ACUGAUCCGGCCCGCCUCCAGAGAGGGCACUGUCAAACAGCGGACUCAAUGCUGACACCUGGCGGAUCCGCACACCUCUCCCGCCUUUUCCCUCAACAGUUCAAAUACUUAACGGCUGAGUCGCAGUUGCUGAUCGUUCCCUCGCGCCUCUCAUUGUGAGGACACUUAGGAUACAAACGAGCCACCAACGCCUGCAUCCUGUCAUGUCAUGUGAUUUCCUGUGAGCUGUCAAAUUCAGUCGCUGUCACAGUCUGUGUUCGACUGAUUUGACAUCUGCUCCACCUGCCAGAAAGUGAGCCGUACCAACAGGACUUGAGGAACAACACUAACUCCAGAUCAGGGGUCUUCACUUCAGUGUGCCCUUGGUGUAAGGGGUGCAGAGCAGGUUGUUUUGAUGCAGAUUGGGGAAGUAACUUUUUUCAGUGUGAGUUGCAGUUUGGGUGGAGAUGUUUUUCGACUUGUGUUCGACAUGAAGUGAGAAGAUUGGUGUUUGAACCUUUGAUAUUAAAGAGGAAGUGCAGGGAGAAAAAAAUGGAGGAGCACACAACUGUCAACUUCAGGAGACUCCUGUCAGAGGAGAGCAGUCAUUCCACCGUGUCGUCGGACUCCUGUGAGUACUACCAGACAGAGAUAUUUGAUCAGCUGCCCAGCAUCCAGGCCAGUCGGCCCGAGCAGGACAGACGGGGUUCUUGGGAAGCCUGCGAGGCCCACCAGAGUGGCCCAGAAGCAGGAGAGAGGAUCAGUCAUGGACACCUGUCCAGAGGAUCCAAAGACAAGGGAUCAACACAGCCGCUCAGGGACCUGGUCAUGUGUAUUCAGGGGAAGAGAGACGCCAGGGACAGGAGGAAGAUGCAAAUCAGCAAUAUUGGUUUUUGGGAGUCCUGGAGGCGGAGCCAGAGCAUCAACAGGAAGAGGGUUUGGGCGCAGGUGGGAGGAGCUCUAUCAUGCCUGUUGCCAUGGCAGCGCACUCUCCACGCCAUCGAAGGCAGGUUUGGAGUGGGCGUGAAGGCUUACUUUGUGUUCCUCAGAUAUCUGGUCUACUUGAACCUACUGUACUGUGCUCUUAUCUUUGGUUUCAUCCUGGGGCCUACAAUAUUUUUUGGCAGGAGCAACAGCAGUGAACCUUUGAAGUUUGGAGGCAAUGACACCGUUUUGGAUUUCUUCCUGGGAUCGGGCUAUCUGGACCGCUCUCCAGUCUUCUAUGGUUUCUAUACUCGUGGUUCCCUUAAUUUGCAAUGCUUGAAUACACCUCUGCUGUACCUCGCUGGAAUUCUCACCAUCCUCUUCUUCAGUCUCAUCCUGGUGGUCCGCAGAACGAUGGUUGGCUACAAGCACACCUGGAUGCUCGGGAAGCGUUACAGUAUGAACAUGUGCUACAAGAUCUUUUGCGGUUGGGACUUCACCAUCCAGGACCCCAAUGCCGCUACUCUCAAACACAGCUUCAUCAGAAACGAUCUCAAGCUGUUCCUGGAGGAGCAGAGUUUCUCCCUGCGUGAGGCUCAGAGGACACUUGGACAGAGGGUGCGUCUCUACCUGCUCAGGUUCGUCCUCAACCUGCUUGUUCUGUCCCUGCUGGGUGGAGCCUUCUACCUCAUCUACUUCGCCACCAAAACAUCAAUGUCCGAGAGUGGGCACCACUGGUUGAUCAGCCUGUUCCUCGAGUACCUCCCUCCCAUCACCAUCCUCUUUGUCAACCUGCUCCUCCCUCACAUUUUCCGCAAGAUCUCAUCUUUUGAAGACUACUCUUUCACCAUGCAGGUCAAUGCCACGCUUGUGAGGAGCAUCUUCUUGAAGCUGGCCUCACUGGGGAUCUACUUAUUUUUCCUCUUCACAACGACAAAAAGUCAGCAACAUCCUUCUCACUGCAGGGAGAACAUGUUUGGUAGAGAAAUGUACAAGCUGUGCAUCUUCAACUUCCUCGCCACUUUCUGCAAUGCAUUUUUCUUGAACUACCCCAGGAAGCUGUUGCAGGAGAGGUGCCCCUCAUCCUUGCUGGCCCGGUUGUGGGGGAAACAGCACUUUCUGAUCCCUUUCAGUGUGUUGGAUCUGGUGUACAGUCAGACAGUGUCCUGGGUGGGAGUCUACUACUGCCCUCUGCUGCCUCUGAUAGGGACUGUCAUACUGAUGGUCAACUUCUACAUCCAAAAGUUCACGGUCCUGAAGUGCUGUGUGGCAGAGCAGAGGAUGUUUCGAGCCUCCAGCUCCUCCGUUUUAUUCUACUUCAUGUUGCUGCUCGGCCUCCUCAUGGCUGUAACCACACUGGGCUUCAACCUCUACCACCAAGAAGACACACCGGACAAAAACAUUUUGUUCCCCUCCAUCCCCUCCUGUGGUCCAUUUGGAAACGGAGAAAGUGUGUUUAAUGUGACCGGAGUGUGUGUGGAGACUCUCCCAGGCCCGGCACAGAACACUCUCCGCUACCUGGCCUCUGAGGCCUUCGCCCUGCCGCUCAUACUAGCUGAGAUUAUAAUCUUAACCUCAUAUGUGUCACGGCGACGAGCCAAUCAGAAGGCCAUUGAGAGACUGAAAGACAUGCUGAUUUUGAGCAGUUCAGAUAAGCGUUUCCUGGUGAAACAGCAUGCCACGCUGCUCAGACGUCCGAAAACCCCCUUCAGAGUCCGUUCUGCAGCCAUCCAAGAGGAAACCCCCCUCAACGACUGGAAUGACCCUCCCUCCACGCAGGCAGACUGAUUAAAGUCACCGAGCUGUCAGGCCUGUCCAUCCACAGACUUCCACUUCAAAAAUAAAGCCUUGCUUUGGCUGACCACAGCUGGGGGGGGAGGGUGAACUCUCACUGUUCCAGUUAAGUGAUAUACAAAGAUUAGAAAUGGUUGUGGCUUCUUUCUGCAAAAGUCUAACUUUAACCUUCAUGUGACGCAGUCUUUUAAUCUUUGUUCCAUCUGCAGUCAUUUUUUAUGGGAUUGAAAAUUUUAGAUAAUUAUUUUAAAGUCCUUCUGUGAGUGAGAAAGAGUGUUUGAACUUUGUGCUUUCUUUCUGUUAAUCUGUAAAUUCAUGAAUAUGAUUGUAAUUUUGUAAUUUAUACGAUGGUGAAAGUGUUUCAUUGUGUUCCAAAAUGUUAGUUUACCUGCAUUCAAUGAACUGUGAGUGUUUUUUUAAACAUCCUGCUCAUUAAACCUUUGUGGUUUGUGUAUUUUUAAAAAAA
This is a messenger RNA of Sebastes umbrosus (honeycomb rockfish), 3163 nucleotides long. It is a transcript of the gene tmc8, whose product is annotated as transmembrane channel-like 8. The record is from RefSeq and is a predicted model, not a curated record. The coding region runs from base 532 to 2691 and encodes 719 amino acids. The transcript has 17 exons. Gene Ontology annotation, cellular component: plasma membrane. Gene Ontology annotation, molecular function: mechanosensitive monoatomic ion channel activity. NCBI's taxonomy places the organism in Eukaryota, Metazoa, Chordata, Actinopteri, Perciformes, Sebastidae.